Messenger RNA from Talaromyces atroroseus, 453 nucleotides. RefSeq lists its product as hypothetical. The coding region runs from base 1 to 453 and encodes 150 amino acids. Lineage: Eukaryota; Fungi; Ascomycota; Eurotiomycetes; Eurotiales; Trichocomaceae. Gene Ontology annotation, molecular function: zinc ion binding; carbonate dehydratase activity. The transcript is spliced from 5 exons. The record is from RefSeq and is a predicted model, not a curated record.
AUGUCUGCCGCCCAAGAAUUCGAAGCUGCGAAUGCACAAUAUUUCUCGACCUUUAGCAAAGGAGAGUUACCCCUUCCUCCUGCUCGCAAAGUCGCUGUCGUAGCGUGCAUGGAUGCCCGUAUCGAUGUCUUCCGAACUCUCGGUCUCCAAGAAGGCGAUGCGCACGUAAUUCGCAAUGCUGGGGGUCGUGCCAGCGACGCACUUCGCAGCAUAAUAAUCUCCCAGCAGUUACUAGGGACGCGAGAAAUCGUCCUUCUACAUCAUACGGACUGCGGUAUGCUAACAUUCACCGACGACGUAAUCCGAGCCAAAAUAAGCGCCGAGCUAAACCAGAAUGCGGAUCAUAUUGCGUUCUUGCCCUUUGCACAUUUGAAGCAGAGUGUUGUCGAUGAUAUUCGUUUCUUGAAGGAGAGUCCGUUGGUGCUCGAUGUGCCGAUUUCGGGGAUUGCCUAG